Messenger RNA from Aplysia californica (California sea hare), 5887 nucleotides. RefSeq names its product BTB/POZ domain-containing protein KCTD12. Gene Ontology annotation, biological process: protein homooligomerization. The transcript has 3 exons. The record is from RefSeq and is a predicted model, not a curated record. The coding region runs from base 260 to 1273 and encodes 337 amino acids. Gene Ontology annotation, molecular function: protein binding. Lineage: Eukaryota; Metazoa; Mollusca; Gastropoda; Aplysiida; Aplysiidae.
GUAUGAAGUGCGUGUGAAGGGUGAAUGGGGCGUGUGACCAGAACUAGCUCCUCGAGCUUCAUGAACAAGUAACCCAAUUCAUGAGGGCAAUUCAGGAUAGAUGGGCCGUUGGGUAGAUAAAUAGUGCGCGGCCAACAUGCCUCCCCAUUACCCUGUAUCUAGGUCAUCCGAGUAAUUCUCGGACAGAUCGGUGUAAUUGAUCUCGUGAUUGAUUCCUUCCUGAUCUCCCUUCCUCUCCCCAGGCACAGUUUCCCGUGAAAUGUCGGAGCACGUGACCGGAAGUAGCAACAUGACUCACGAGAAUUCUUCAGUGGUAGAGCUCAACGUCGGAGGCGUUUUCUACAGCACAAGUGUGGAGACGUUGAAGAGAGAGCCCGAGGGAACGCUGGCCAAGUUGUUCUCUGACAGUGGCAAGAUGAAGGCAGCCAGAGACGCCAAGGGGAAGUACUUCAUCGACCGGGACGGCGUUUUAUUCAGAUAUGUCCUCGACUAUCUCCGAAAUUUGAAACUGGUUCUCCCAGAAAACUUCCACGAGAAAGACCGGCUACGCCAGGAGGCCGAACACUACAAUCUUCCAAACCUGGUCAAAAUGGUGGCCGCCCACCCGUCGUUUCGCUCCGCCCACUACUCGCAGCUUCCCUCCCUCGGCCACCCGCAGCACGACAAUCGGUAUCAUUCCCUGAUGAGCAAACACAUCUCGCCCCUCCCAUCGACCGCAGCAGGAGGAGCAGGGGCCGGGGGAAGUAGCAGCUCCUCUACCCAAUUAGACGCCAGUAGCAGUGCCGGGGCCAAAGGUCAAAACUUAUCUUCUUCAGAGACACUGGCUCCCGACACCGCUGGAAACGCCACCUCCACUAACAACACUCCGAUGACGUCAGCUUCGCCUUCUGGGGAUUCUCGAGGCUCCGGCUGUAUCACAGUCGGAUACCGGGGCACGUUCGCGUUCGGCCGUGACGGUUUAGCGGAUGUGAAGUUCCGCAAACUGAGCCGGAUUAUUGUCUGUGGAAAAGUGUCGCUUUGCCGUGAAGUCUUUAAAGACACGCUGAACGAGAGUAGAGAUCCAGACAGGGGUGACAGCGAUCGCUACACAAGCAGGUUCUUUCUCAAGCAUUCGUUUUUGGAGCAGGCUUUUGACAUGCUGCUUGAAGAAGGUUUCGAGUUGGUCGCGUCCUGUGGUUCUGGCACCAACAGCGCCGGAGAAGUCAAGCCUGGUCUGGAUACGGAAGAGGCAAAAUGGCAACAUUAUAACGAGUUUAUCUUCGGAAGGCGUUGAAGAUGAAACAAUAUAGAAGCAUUUGUGGGGGAGGACAGGAAAUAGCACUACAUGUGUUGCCAUAGAGGAUCCUUGUUAGCUGGAAGACUGUCAAGACGCUUGUGAAUAAGAUAGCAUUUGUGGGGGAGGACAAGAAAUAGCACUGCAUGUGUUGCCAUAGAGGAUCCUUGUUAGCUGGAAGACUGUCAAGACGCUUGUGAAUAAGAUAGCAUUUGUGGGGGAGGACAAGAAAUAGCACUGCAUGUGUUGCCAUAGAGGAUCCUUGUUAGCUGGAAGACUGUCAAGACGCUUGUGAAUAAGAUAGAGAACAGAGGUAUGUUUUCAGAGGCAUCACCAUCUUUAAGGAUUUGCCGAGCGAACUGUUCAAAGCAUUUACGAUCAAAUGAUGAGUCUAUGCUUUGUUUAAGUUGUGACGGUUUUUUUCAAAAAGCUUGAUAUAACAAAGUUGUUAUAUUACCAUAAUGAGACCUUUUGCUGAAAUGAUGGUAUGUUAAGUACCACCGCAAUAAUAAUUGGAAGCAUAUCAUUGUAUGAGCUCUGUUAAAAGUUCAAGGCUGUUAAAUAUAGCAGACUUCCUGUAUAAGAGAGUUUGAGAUGUUAUCACGUUAUGUUACAAACAGUAUCUUAUGCAAGACUACAACUAAAGGGACAGAAAGAUGAUACAUUGACCCCAGAGUGAGUUUUGGUGAUGAAGUAUUUCAUGGCCGAUUUGGUACAAAACAUGCCAAGACCCGUCUCCUCAGUGUUCUAAUUGUGUCCAUGGAGGCUUUGCACAUUUACGGUAUUUAGAUGCCCAGCACGGAGACGGAAUGAGAGCAAUAUCUAGUUGACGUUAGGUAUUAUACCUUAUAACAAUUGUGAAUAUGAUGCUUACAUUAUGUGAGAUGACACCCAAUAACGAUUGCGACGAUCACGAUGCUUACAUUAUGUGAAGUGAUGCCUAUUAAGUAUUGUCAGUGUGACACUAGACUUUGUAUGAUUUGGAAAGACGGUACUGAACUUGAUAACGAUGCCUUGUACGAAAUUUCGUUGAACUAAAUGAAUCUUUAGCCAUUUGUUUUCUUUUUGCUAGACGCCCCCGGGCCCUUUCCCCAAAACCACACACACACUCACUUACACACACUCAAACAUACCCACACACACUCACACACACACUCUCUAUCUCUCACACACACACACACGCAACACAUAUAUGCAUGCAAAUAUACACACUCAAAUGUAUACACACUUCACUAGGUUAAAUAAUAUCAUGUCGCUUUCAUAAAUAUAGUGAAGGCGGACAAUUUGCCCUUGUGCAAUUGUUAAUAAUAGAUCCCCAUCAUUAGAAUUUGUACUAGAUUGUGUUUGAGUCCUGUAGCCUGGCGUAUGAUCCUUAUUAAAAGCUCAAAACGGUCUUCAGCAAAGAACUGAGUAGAACUGAGCCAUAGAUAACACAACAGUACUGUCUUUAAGAAAAAAUAGGUUGCUUUAUAACGCAUUGUAGAAGCUGAAUCUUUAAAGACAGAAUGGAAGCACUACUAGAAAAGUUGACAUCGUGUUGGUCUACAGUGCGCAUGACCUUUGUACGAACCCUAAAUGUGGCGUUCUCAAUUAAACAUUGUUCUUUGUGGGAAUUUCAAAUUUUCCACUCACUUUUUCCGGUCUUGCAGGAGACAGACAUUUAGUUCGGAUGUCCAUCUUCUUGAACAACAGUAGCAUCUAAAAGGCGCUCUAUCCCAUUCAAUUAUUACCAACUCUCCCGAAAGGCAGACGUUUCUACCCAAUUACUCUUCAGAAACAAACGUAUGAUAAUAGUUGUGAAAAUUGAGGUGUAUUUAAGGGAUUCAGAAAUUUACAACACUUUGGGUUGUCAUGUUCAUUAUGGACUGCUGUUUCUUAAAAGUAAUCGGUUUUGUGUAAAAUGCUUUUCCAGUUUAUAAUGUUAUGCGUAUGGUAAUGCAUAAUUAUGACGCUUUUAUGGCUUGUAGUUUUUGUAAAGUGGGGAAGAUCGAUGACUCGUAUUCAUGUUGCAUACAUAUGUAUAUGUCUGGGAUUGCAUGACACUGUGUUAUUAUGAGCGUGUGUGCUAGUUGAUAUGAUAACAUUAUAUGUUUGUGUUUUGCAUUGAUACAAAUGUGCAAGGUGCACCAUCUACGAUUGUCGCUCACUGUCUUUUUUUUUUUUUUUUACAUGAAAUCACAAACCUUGUGAAAACUACAAAUAAGAGGAAACAAUGUAAGAGACAGCAAUAUUGUUGGUGAAUCUUACAUUGUUUGAAAUUGGUCACAGAUGGGAGUUGAACUGGUCAGGUGAACACGAAAAUGCAGUUAGCCUGUCUGCCAGUUUCCAAAAUAGCGUGCUGUACUGUAUUAUUGUUCUCUUUAAACCUAUGAGAUAUGAUCAUAAUUAAGUGCAGUGUAGUUAAGUGCUUUUGAGAAACGUUGCUAGAAGAGCUGGAAGCGUGUGUUCUAUCCGAAAAAACGACACCUUGAGAACAGGAAAGCAGAGAUAGAAAGUCAAUUAAGAAUAAGCGCUCAUCUUGAGUUGUUGUUUUUUUCACCUUAUCUAACAGUACGCUGAUUCUUUUGAUGAACACAUAGACUCUUCAUCUUGUACACAAAGAACGAGGGUUCCAUUCCUUUACUUGUGGAGUGUUUCUGCCUUUUUACUGGGAUAUAUCCAAUGCAGCACGAGGGGACGUUAACAGGCAGGGACAAAGCAGUAAGUUUUCUAGAUAUUCUAGACAAUUUUAUACUGUGUGGACUGGGGUGCAAACAAUCUGCAGGAUCAACAACCUCGGACACAGAAGACGUGAGUCUUGAUUGAUUCCCAAAUGGGGAAGCUAUUUUAUCAAGUAUCCAUGUCUGUGCUCUGGGUUGCAAUAUCCCACUUUGCCCAGGUUUGAUCUUAUCAGGCAGAGUCGAAGCAGGCAGCCAGCUACUAGAUAAUCCAAGUUCUAUCGAUGAGGAUGUAAACAUCUGUUGUCAUUCUGAGACCCUUUAUCAAAAGACACCCAGGGUUGUCGAUGGGGCAGUUUUCCAUGCCCUUCCUCUGGCACGACUAGGGUCCCAUCCUUUUCAAUAGAAGAAACGUAAAUGAUAGCCACAUUCCAUUGUGUGGCUGGAAUUUUAAGUAGUAAACGUUGGAACAUUUGGUGGAAAUUUGGUGACCGAUACUGUUUACACCUCUGUAAACUAUUUUCAUUGUCAUAUAUUUUUGCAUCAUUUGAUAUGUUAAUAUGUCCAUUUACUGGAAUGACUGCUUCCUUUUGGAGUGAGCUGGUUCAUAAACUUUGUCGAAGUAACUAAGCAAAUAAUGUUAUUUUGUAUAAUACAGUAAUUAGACAGAUUUCCGCCAUGUUUCCUCUUUUUAAGAUUCUUAUGGUAGUUUUGUUUUCUGGAUUUUUCCAGCCAUAAAUACACUAGCAUGAAUACAUACUUUGUUAUAAAUUACAAUAAUUGCUUCCAGUAUUCUCAUAUUCAUGACAUUUAUCAUUCGCGAUCACUCUCUUGCGUUGGGUCUGUUUGCCAUGCGUUACGUGGUUUUCAUAAAAUAAUGUAACCGCUUGUACGAAGUGUGACUGGAGGAUUUUUUAAUUAGAAUACUUGAAGUAUAAGGGUUAACAGCCUCUUUGGUAUAGUGGUUACCUUCAGCGCAGCUGCAUUCAAGAGGUGUGAAAUUAAUUCAAGUUGGAGGUAACCUACUCUGAUUUAUAAACGAGUGUCUCCGUAUAUCUGUUAGGGUGUGGAAUUACCCAUAUAGACAAAGUCGGAACAACCCGUUUUUGCAAUAAUUUAUGGAGUCAAUUGGGACGUAUGUUAAUUUUUGUUGUUUUUUCAAAAAAAAACAAGCGCGGAUAUAUACAGCCUUUAUUUCCUGGCUCGCAAAGCGAAUAACUGUUUCGAUGUUGAAACUGAACAAAAGUUCUUAAGAUUUGAAGAAUUUCAAGUGGUGUUUUUGUACCCACAGUAACGUCUAUUGAAUUCGCUGACUUUUUCAGUAUAUUAUGGUCUGACUCUGUGUAAAAGUUUAAAUUAGUAAAUGAAGCGAUGUGCUGGUGUGUGCUUGGUGGAUUUGGUAGAUAUGCAGUGUUGUCAACUAAUGAACACUAUCGCUUUUCCUUUUGGUGAAUGUUAAGUAUGGAACUCAUCUAAGUAUUGAUUAUAUCAUGACCAUUUGUUCUAUUAUCACUGUCAUUUUUCUUCUUUUGUUUCUUCUUCUUCUUCUUCUUCUUCUUCUUCUUCUUCUUCUUCUUCUUCUUCUUUCUAUUAUUUUUUUUUCAAUGUUAUUUGGGUGUUAGUGCGUACGUAUAGUAAUAGAGUCACUUGUCGUGAAGAAAGUCAUGCUUUAUGCUAAACAUCAUUGUAAAGGAGUGGAGAUGCCAUACGCCAUAUCAACUUUGAAUUUGACCUGCCAUACUUUUUCAUCUUUCGCUUGCAAAUUCUGACGUUUAGAUACAAUGUUCUAUUAUUCUAUGAGCGUAUACAAUGCACAUCUAAUUUACCAUAGUCAUCAUAAUGUGAAAGACAUCCUGAGCACAGGGUUAAAAGGUUCCUUUUGCAAUGCAUUUUUGAUGUACGAAGAUAAGUAAUCUUUCUGUUCUGUGCUCUGGAAAUAAACACAUUUACACUUAAG